This is a messenger RNA of Botrytis byssoidea, 603 nucleotides long. RefSeq lists its product as uncharacterized. The coding region runs from base 1 to 603 and encodes 200 amino acids. NCBI's taxonomy places the organism in Eukaryota, Fungi, Ascomycota, Leotiomycetes, Helotiales, Sclerotiniaceae. The record is from RefSeq and is a predicted model, not a curated record. The transcript has a single exon.
AUGGCCGAUGUUUAUGGAGGCGCCUCUUUCACAAUCGCGGCAGAAGCAGCCAUAGAUACUGCUUCUGGCAUCUUUGACAGCACCAAUGUUUUCCGCCAACAGCAGAGCCAAAUUUUCAAUUUCUCGGUCAAAGGGUAUCAUCCCCUUUAUCCUAGAGACAACGGGAGGCUAUAUAUGAGGGAUUCCGUAGACUUGCAACCAUCUACACUUAAAAGCUGUCUGAAAAAUCGUGCUUGGGCUUUGCAGGAAGAUUUAAUGUCGCGGCGCUUGAUUAGCUUCGGGAAAGAACAAUUGUACUGGAGAUGCGCCACGCGAGAACUCAUCGAGGCAUAUCCCUCUCAGCCAUUGAACUCUAUAAAAUUACAGUUAUCGGAAGACUACCACACCGAUUUUGUAUCCCGGAAUAUGAAGUCAGGUAAUACGACAUUGCCUUCGUGGUACGGUAUCGUGAAUGAUUAUACUAGUCGUCGUAUAUCCGUUCAAAGCGAUUUGUUAGUCGGUAUUUCGGCUAUUGCCAAGGUUAUGGCCGAAGAGAUGGGCCAGCCCCCGGCUGCGUACAAAGCAGGUCUUUGGGAACAUGCCUUCCUCGAGGGUCUUCUUUGA